AAAUCCUAGAGGCUGGUGUUAAAGGAGCUUCAGAAUCCCUUAAAGGUGUGAAACGAAAGAAGAUUGUCACUGAGAAUCACCUGAAGAAAAUACCAAAAUCCCCCCUGAGAAAUCCUCUCCAGGCAAAACACAAACAAAACACAGAGGAGUUGGCUUUUGCUGGUCUUCAGAGUGCUUCAGAGCCUCACAAGAAACAGAAUUAUAUUCCUGUCAAAAAUGGGAAGCAGUUUGCCAAACAAAAUGGAGAAAGACCUGGUAUAACUGCCGAGGUCUCCAAGUCUGAAGACCCCGUGUCCCCCAAGAAGCCCCCGCUCCUGCAGCACCCGUCAGAACUGCGAAGAUGGAGAUCAGAAGGCGCGGACCCAGCCGGGCUCAGUGUCCUGGAUGAAAAACGGGACACAAGCUCCUUGUGCAGCAAAACCAGGACUGACAACAGUGAAUGUAUCCCUUCCCAUGGCUGUGCCACUCCCCCCUCAUAUACAAACACCGCCUUCGAUGUCUUACUGAAAGCGAUGGAGCCAGAGCUGAGCACCUUGUCACAAAAGGGCUCAUCGUGUGCAAUUAAGACAGAAAAACUGAGACCAAAUAAACCUGCACGAUCCCCUUCACAAUUAAAACUCAGUUCUGUGGGUGCCCCAAAUCAGACUUCACAAGACUUUGUUGCCAAGUCGCAGUGCUCUCCCUGUACCUCAUACACAGUGCAUGUGGCCACUGCUCAGAAGAAUGAGCCAGUGGCUGUUCAAUCCGUUUCUCACCAGUAUAAUCCACAGGAACACUUUGUUUCCAAACCUAACCAACACAGUCAGCAGCUUCCGGGGCGUGCAGGUUUCACAGGAUCACUAAUGAAUCUGCAAACUCAAGAGAAUGCUAAACUUGACCAGGUGUAUAAUAUAGCAAUGACGUCAACCAUAGGUCUCACUUCACCUUCCAGUAGAACUCAGGUUACUCCUCCAAACCAGCAAAUGGAUUCUGCUUCACCCUUGUCAAUAAGUCCAGCCAAUUCCACACAGUCUCCCCCCACGCCAAUCUAUAAUUCAACUCACGUUGCCUCUGUUGUUAAUCAAAGCGUAGAACAAAUGUGCAAUCUUCUUCUGAGAGAUCAGAAGCCAAAAAAACAAGGAAAAUAUAUCUGUGAGUAUUGCAAUAGAGCUUGUGCAAAGCCUAGUGUGCUUUUAAAGCAUAUCCGCUCCCACACUGGAGAGCGGCCCUACCCCUGUGUGACUUGCGGAUUUUCCUUUAAGACUAAAAGUAAUCUGUAUAAGCACAAAAAAUCCCACGCACAUACUAUCAAACUGGGUCUUGUCUUGCAACCAGAUGCUGGUGGUUUGUUCUUAUCCCAGGAGUCCCCAAAAGCACUUAGUGUCCAGUCAGAUGUAGAAGACAGUGGGGAGAGCGAGGAGGAGGGCCCCGGUGAGGGGAGACAGAAUGACCCCAAUACUGCAGAGCUGCAGCCUGUGCAAAUAGUGAAGAAAGUAGCAAGUUCUGAACCCGUCGUAGCAAAAUCAGCUUCUGUUCUGGGCAGUUCAGAUCAUGUUGCAGGUGACUUUUCAUCACAGGACAGAUCUUCAGAAUCACAGGCACUGGCAGAGUUACCAAAAGUUGUGGUCCACCCUGUCAGCACGUCCCCCUUGAGAACCGAUAGUCCCAAGGUUGUCAGUCCCAAACCUGAACUUUCUAGUGCUCAGAGACAGAAGGACCUCCAGGUCGCAACCAUACUGUCCCAUUCAGUCAGUGUGUCCUCCCUCGAGACUGAUGAGAAAUCCCAUCCAAAAGGGGACCUGAGUCAGCCAGAAGGAAAACAAGAGUGUCAUGGAGGAGCAGUACAUGCCCAACUCCAAAGGCAGCAGGCCACCGAUUACUCCCAAGAGCAGCAAGGCAAACUCCUGAGUCCUCGGAGUUUAGGAAGUACGGAUUCUGGCUACUUUUCACGGUCUGAAAGUGCUGAUCAAGCAGUGAGUCCUCCAACUCCCUUUGCUAGAACCUUCCCCACCACAGAACCAGAUUCCACUAAGAAUAAUGGACCCUCUACACCUCGAAUCGGUACACCAGCACCCCCUGCUUUGACAGCAGGGGAAAAACCAUUGCUCUUAGCAGGCCAGAUGCGCCCGCCAUUAGCCACAAAAACACUGGAGGAGCGGAUAUCAAAGCUUAUCUCAGACAAUGAGGCCCUGGUAGAUGAUAAGCAGCUGGACAGUGUCAAGCCACGGAGAACCUCCCUCUCCAGACGAGGAAGCAUCGAUUCCCCCAAGUCCUACAUAUUUAAAGAUUCUUUCCAGUUUGACCUAAAACCAAUGGGGCGGAGAACAAGUUCAAGUUCUGAUAUACCAAAGUCCCCAUUUACCCCUACUGAGAAGUCAAAACAAGUGUUUCUCCUGUCAGUACCCUCCCUUGACUGCUUGCCUAUUACAAGAAGUAACUCCAUGCCAACAACAGGUUACUCAGCAGUCCCUGCAAAUUUAAUUCCUCCCCCUCACCCACUAAGAGGAAGCCAGUCAUUUGAUGACAAAAUUGGCGCUUUCUAUGAUGAUGUCUUUGUCUCAGGACCCAACACUUCAGUACCCCCAAGUGGACAUCCCCGUCCUCUCGUCCGGCAGGCAGCAGUAGAAGACUCUUUGGCCAAUGAGAACCAUGUUCUUGGCACUGGCCAGUCCUUGGAUGAGAGCUGUCAAGGAUGCCCUGCUACCAGUGAAGCUGGGUCAGCCCGGAACAAGGCUGUGGCACCAGGCUCACACCUAGAGAAAAAGAAGUCUCACCAAGGACGAGGGACCAUGUUUGAGUGUGAAACCUGUAGAAAUAGAUACAGGAAAUUGGAGAAUUUUGAAAACCAUAAGAAAUUUUACUGUUCAGAGUUACAUGGACCCAAAACCAAGGUAACUAUGAGAGAGCCUGAACACAGCCCUGUAGCUGGCGGGACACAGCCCCAAGUUCUGCACUACAGAGUUGCUGGUUCCACAGGUGUCUGGGAGCAGACGCCCCAGAUCAGAAAAAGGAGGAAAAUGAAAAGUGUUGGAGAUGAUGAGGAGCUUCAGCCAAAUGAAAGUGGAACGUCUCCCAAAAGCUCUGAUGCCCUUCAGCUGCAGAGUGCCUCAGGCUCUGCUCCCAGCCUGUCCAAACAGGCCACUGCCAUGACCAGUGACCAGCAGCCCAGGAGCAUACAGCUGCACAACUCCCAGGUUCCACUGAUGGCCAGGGGCCCUGAGCAGACCAUGGAUCCAAAGCUGUCUACCAUCAUGGAACAGCCGAUGAGUGCAGCUGUCCAGGACAAGGUGGAGGUGAAGAGGCAAGGGACCGGCAUCUCAGUCAUCCAGCACACUAACUCCCUGAGUAGACCCAACUCAUUUGAUAAGCUGGAGCCCUUCGAAGCAAGCUCCACUGUUUCUUUCCAGGAACUGAGUAGAACUGGGAAGCCUGGGUCUCUGAGAGUGAUGGGAAGCUCGCCAGAGGAAGGCCACCCUUCUCGGGACAUGUCACAUCCUCACCAGCCUGCACUGUCAGAUGCUCUCAGGGGAGAGCUGUGGGAAAGCUCCAGAAAGAUUGCAAGUGAGCGACACGUGUUAGGACCACCCUCGAGACUUGUCCGGCAGCACAAUAUCCAAGUUCCAGAAAUUCUUGUCACAGAAGAGCCAGAUCGGGACCUGGAAACCCAGGGCCAUGAGGAAGAAAAAUCUGAGAAGUUCAGUUGGCCUCAGCGUAGUGAAACCUUGUCAAAGUUGCCAACAGAGAAACUGCCACCCAAAAAGAAAAGACUCCGCCUGACCGAGAUAGAGCACUCCUCCACGGAGUCAAGUUUUGACUCAACUCUCUCCCGGAGUCUAAGCAGAGAGAGCAGCUUAUCACACACCUCGAGUUUCUCAGCCUCCUUAGACAUAGAGGACACUUCUAAAACAGAGGUCUCCCCCAAAAUCGAUUUUCCAAAUAAAGCAGAGUUUCUUUUGAUCCCGCCUGGCUCAAAUACACUGAAUGUCCCUGGAAGUCACCGGGAAAUGAAGCGUGCUGCAUCAGAACAGAUCAAUUGCCUGCCAAUGCUGAUGGAGGUCUCUGACUUCAGAAGUAAGUCAUUCGACUGUGGGAGCAUGACCCCACCCCAGACAGCCCCACCUGCCAAAUCACAGCCUUCAACCCCCCCUUCUAGUGUGGGGGUCCCUGGACAUGUGCCCCUUUUGGAAAGAAGGCGGGGCCCACUGAUCCGACAGAUAUCUUUAAACAUAGCUCCAGAUAGUCAUCUGUUGCCUGGAAGCCUAUCAUCGUUCCAAAAUAUUGCUCUGGCAGUGCCAUUUCAGGGUUCUCAGCUCCCUAACACUUCUCUGGCUGAGUUUCCUGCAAAUACUUUGCAUUCCCAGACUCAAACAAAGGAUCUGCGGGCACAAACAUCAAAUUCUAGCUCUACUAACGUCUUUCCGGUUCAACAGCCUUUCAGUAUCAAUUUGUUAAAUCAAACCCCUGCAACCCUUAGCCACCAAAACACACAGCUGCCUCUGCAAGUGUUUGCAAAGGGAGACAAACCAGAUGCACGAUCCACCAUAUGUGUGUCUUCUCCAAGCCAGGAUUGCUUUGCUCCUAAGUACCAACUUGAGUGUCAGGUCUUCUCUGCAGGUCAAUCCUGUUCUUCUAAUCCUGUCCAUCUUUUGCCCAGUCAAGUUCUUCCAGACCCAGCUGGAGCAGAUCAGUGCAUGGCUACAGUAGCCUUACCAACCAAACUGGUGGAUUCCAUGUCUAACUCGGACCCUUUGCCACCUCUGGGACUCAGGCCACCAGGCCCUCUUCAGGUGCAGAAGGUGCCAUCAUCCUUCAUGCUACCUAUACAUCUGCAGAGUAAUGUUCCCACAUACUGUUUUGCCACUGUCACAUCGCUGCCACAAAUCCUAGUGACUCAAGAUCUCUCCAGCACACCAAUUUGCCAGACUAAUCAAAGUAUAGUACCAACCAGUGAAGAACAAAGUCCCAUGCCAAAAUCACAGGACGAUCACCAGAAUGCUUUGCCAAACCCAGAGGAAGAACUCAUUUGCAAAAAUGUUUUCUCUGAGAUCAGCCAGAGUUCUUUCUCCGAAUCUUUGCCCAUAACUCAGAAAAUGUCUGCUGGUAGACUUUCCCCCCAACAAGAAUCUUCAGUCUCCAGCAAAAGGAUGCUUUCCCCAGCAAACAGCUUAGACAUUGCCAUGGAAAAGCACCAGAAGCGGGCCAAAGAUGAAAAUGGAGCUGUUUGUGCCACGGACAUUAGACCAUUGGAGCCACUGAGUUCAAGAGCAAACGAGGGUAAUAGACAGAAGAAACCAGUUUUAGUGAGACAGCUUUGUACUACAGAGUCCCUCGAAGGAGUGAUAUUGGAGCAGGAUGUUUUUUCUCAGCCUGAAACUAGUAGGGAAGCUAUUAAUUUGACAGCGGUUUUACCAGCUGAUAAUUUGUCAUCAGGACACUCCAAGUUUAUAGUCAUAGAACCUAUCAAUGAAUUGCAAGAAUUUGAAAAUAUUAAGUGUUCUGCAUCAUUAACUCUUACAGUUCAAAAUUCACCUCUCCCUUCAGAAGAUACCCACAUUUCUCCUUUGAAAUCUGUAGGCAAUGGCCAAGAAAGGACAUCUCCAGGGAUUAACAAUCAAAGUGGCAAAGUGAAUGUCCAAGGACAAAGUGAACCACCCACCACCACUCUUCCAUGGCUCAACCCUGCAGACACGCAUCAGCUGUCUUUCCCUAGCCUAAAGACUGCAACCAGCUUUACGUGGUGUUAUCUAUUAAGGCAGAAGUCAUUGCCUUUGCCUCAGAAUGACCAGAAAACUUCAGCCUACACUGACUGGAUAGUAAGCUCCAGUAACCCAAAUCCACUUGGUUUGCCUACAAAAGUUGCUCUUUCUCUCCUUAAUUCAAAACAGAAGACUGGAAAAUCACUAUAUUGUCAAGCAAUAACCACCCACUCUAAAUCAGAUUUACUGGUCUAUUCAAGCAAGUGGAAAAGCAACUUAAGCAAGAUAGCAUUAGAUAAUCAAAAGUCCACAAUAGUUGAAUUCAGCAAUAAAGAUGCCUCUGAAAUUAACAGUGAGCAAGAUAAAGAAAAUUCCUUAAUCAAAAGUGAACCGAGAAGAAUUAAAAUAUUUGAUGGAGGAUAUAAAUCAAAUGAAGAGUAUGUAUAUGUUCGAGGCAGGGGAAGAGGAAAGUACAUUUGUGAAGAAUGUGGAAUACGUUGUAAGAAGCCUAGCAUGUUAAAGAAACACAUACGAACACACACAGACGUUCGCCCCUACCACUGCACGUACUGUAACUUCUCCUUUAAGACUAAAGGAAAUCUGACAAAGCACAUGAAAUCCAAGGCACAUAGCAAGAAAUGUGUGGACUUAGGCGUCUCAGUAGGUUUAAUAGACGAUCAAGAUACAGAAGAAUCAGAUGAGAAACAAAGGUUCAGUUACGAGCGGUCUGGAUAUGAUCUUGAAGAAUCUGAUGGCCCAGAUGAGGACGAUAAUGAGAAUGAAGAGGACGAUGAAGACAGCCAGGCAGAGUCUGUCCUGUCAGCAGCACCCUCAGUCACAGCCAGCCCACAGCAUCUUCCAUCUAGGAGUGGCCUUCAGGACACUGUGAGUGCAGAUGAGGAGCUCCACGUUACUGACUGUUUCUCUGCAGCACACACAGACCCCACGGAUGUCCUGCCCAGGGCGUUACUCACCAAGAUGACUGUUCUGCGAACAGUGCAGUCUGACCACAGCAGGAAGACAAACUCGCCAGGAAAGGUCAGGCAGCAGGCUGCGAAAGAUGAGGAUGGGACAAUCGCUUCUGUAGAGGCUGCCAGGUCACCAGAAGCUGCUCCCAGAUCCCCCUGUCAUCAAAUGUCUGUGGACUACCCCAAGUCAGAGGUUCUGAGAAGUUCUAUGGCUGGAAAGACUGUCACUUCAACACAG
Molecule: messenger RNA, 6881 nt
Organism: Castor canadensis (American beaver)
Lineage: Eukaryota; Metazoa; Chordata; Mammalia; Rodentia; Castoridae
Source: RefSeq, a predicted model, not a curated record